CGUUUUAACAUGGAAAAGUGCAAAGUUAUGCAUAUUAGCAAGAACAAUCCAAUGUAUUAAUUGCUACACUAUGAAGAAGAAUAUGGGAAACACCAUUGUGAAACAGGAUAUUGAAGAAUGUGAUCUGGGGGUAACGUUUGAUAGCAGCUUGAAAUUUGUAAAAACAAGUGAGGAAAUGUGAGGCAAAGGCAAACAGAAUGGUAGGCUUGAUAAAGCACUCAUUUGACCAUAUGGACAAGGAUGUUUCUUUCCCUGUACAAAUCCCUAGUCUGUCCGUUAAUGGAAUAUGCAACGCCAGUUUGGUCACCGUACCUGAAGAAGGACAUUCGUCUGUUGGAGAAAGUUUGCUUGUGAUCGUGUCAGCUUAAUUAUCGGUGGAUACCCGUGUAUGAACGUGCAAGAAAUGACUACCGUUGAACGUCAACGAUCAGGCACGAUGGCAUGCUCAACUAUACAGUGCCAACUGGUCAUCCUCAGCUGCCUCAUUGUGAUCUGCAUUUUGUUUAUCGUAUGCAUAAUGCUGUGCCCGCUCUGCAUCAAGCUACCAGAGCUGGUCUCCGCUGACUGGCACUGGAAUCCGCCGUUUGACCUGAAACAGACCGCGCCGGCAAACCGACUCAUAAACCUGACGAACUUCUCCUUCGUGAUCGACAGCGACGUGUGCGGCGGCGGUAACGGCAGCGAGGGCGGCGGCGGCGACGUCUUCCUGCUCAUACUCGUGCACAGCGCGCCGGGCAACGCCGCCGAGCGCACCGCCAUCCGGCAGACGUGGGGCUACGCGACGGACAACUACGGCGUGCGCGUGCGCACCGCGUUCCUGCUCGCCGACCCGCGCAGCGAGCGCAUGCAGCGCGAGCUGGUGGGCGAGGCCGCGCGGCACGGCGACAUCGUGCAGGGAAACUUCGUCGAUUCUUACCGCAACCUCACCUACAAACUGAUGAUGGGCAUGAAGUGGGCGGCAGCGCGGUGCGCGCGCGCGCAGUUCGUGCUCAAGUCGGACGACGACGUCUUCGUCGACACGUUCGCCAUUGUGCGCAUGCUGCGCGAGACGUACGCGGGCCGCGGCGACCUCUUGCUCUGCAACGUGUGGACGGGCAUGCCGCCCGUGCGCGACGCCGCCAGCAAGUGGUACCUGUCGCCGGACGAGUUCGCCGACGCGGAGUUCAAGCCGUACUGCUCCGGCUGGGCGAUCGUGCUCGGCCGCGACGUCGCCCGCGCCUUCAGCCUUGCGUCGACCAACAUGACGUACCUGUGGAUUGACGACGUGACUACGGGCAUCCUCGCGAGCGAGCUCUCGCUGCGCUUCACGAAGCUCAACGAGCACUUUGCGCUCAACUCGCACGACAUUGGCAAGUGGGCCGGCGAGCGGGCGCUGACACCGCCGCCGUUCGUCAUAACGACGUACAACAGGAACACGGUGUUCCUGCAGAACAUCUGGCGGAAAUGCGAAGAGUACUACUUGAAUAAGACGAGGCCACGCAUUAACUUGUUCAAAUGGAAAUUGUGGUGAUACCGAGUCAUUUCGUACCACCUUACUAGUAUGAACACUGUAAUAUUUCGUUUGACAGCGUUUGUAAACGAUUUUGUUACGUUGCAAAAAUGCAUGAUUUACUAAUACUUGUGAAAUAUUGAUUACCAUAUGCCAUUUGAAUUUAUACGUGGUCUGCACAACAAGUUUAUCUUGAUAUUAUAGCAGUAACAUGUCUUACUGACCUCUGAAGAAAUAGUCACAAUAGUUAUUCAAUUUCCUUUUGUAAAUGAAUUUAGUAAGAGCUAUAAAUCGUUGAACAAGUAAAUAAACUGUAUUAUUGCUUCUACACAUA
Molecule: messenger RNA, 1823 nt
Organism: Priapulus caudatus
Lineage: Eukaryota; Metazoa; Priapulida; Priapulimorpha; Priapulimorphida; Priapulidae
Product: beta-1,3-galactosyltransferase 5-like
Exons: 2
Coding region: 389-1510 (373 amino acids)
Cellular component (GO): membrane
Molecular function (GO): hexosyltransferase activity
Source: RefSeq, a predicted model, not a curated record